Messenger RNA from Prorocentrum cordatum, 705 nucleotides. NCBI's taxonomy places the organism in Eukaryota, Dinophyceae, Prorocentrales, Prorocentraceae. The record is from the annotation of a GenBank genome assembly.
AUGGCCACGCCAGUGGGUAUGAGUAUCGGUUGCGCGAUGCUCAAGGCGCCCUCGUACCCCAACUUUGGUUACACGGCCGAGGAGGUCUGCUGCACCUGUGGCGGCGGCACCGGCGUCACGGCCACCAAGACGACGCGGACCGCGAGUUCCACGGCCUCCACAUACACUUCCACGAUUACGUCCACCUCCAGCCUCUCGAGCACCAACUCGAUGUCCACGUCGUCGAGGACGUCCACGGGGACAACGAGGAGCGACACAUCGUCGACCACCGCCACAACUCACAGCGACACCUCCUCGACGCCGACGACGGACUCCUCGACGCUGAGCUUGUCAAGCUCGACCAGUGCGACCACCUCAUCUGACACCUCCAGUUGGUCCGAGACGUCCACCAGCACGAUCACGUUGAGCUCGUCGACGUCGGCCACCACGUCGACGACAACACGCACAAUGUCGACAGUAACCUUGUGUGCCGAUUACGUGCCAGAGAACGAGAGCAAAUGGCAUGACUCGCUCGGGGACCGGUACGACUGCGGAUGGUACGAAGGCAAUAGUGAACAUUGUGGAGAAUUUUCUGCGUUCCAGAAUCCGAAGUUUAAUAGGACUGCGAACGAGGCCUGCUGCGUGUGCGGUGGCGGUGUCCACCGCACGGAGACCGCCACAGCCACGACGACUUCCACGACCAUUCGGAGAAGGAAAAAGGCGUAA